AUGUAAGUCUUUUGUCAAUUUGUAAUAUUAUUCGAAAAUUUCGAAAGAAAACAAUAUUUUCUGCUCUAAUUUGGGGAGGAUAUUAAAUAACUCAAAUAAAUUAAUAAAUUUCAUUAAUAGCUUUAGUAAUAUUCUAGAUUUCACUCUAUAUAUUUGAAUUCUCUUAUUCUAAUUUUAAAACAGUUUAGAACUGUUUAAAUAUAUUUAAUAAAUCAGAUUCCAUUCUGUCAAUCUAAAGUAUAUCUAACAGAAUAAUACUUAGUCUUUUUGAUCUACGAAUUCAGCUUAUACAUCAUGUAAGACUCUUGUCAAGAUUGAAC
This is a messenger RNA of Paramecium sonneborni, 320 nucleotides long. The record is from the annotation of a GenBank genome assembly. NCBI's taxonomy places the organism in Eukaryota, Ciliophora, Oligohymenophorea, Peniculida, Parameciidae.